This is a messenger RNA of Tarenaya hassleriana, 1253 nucleotides long. Its product is annotated as probable prolyl 4-hydroxylase 9. Gene Ontology annotation, molecular function: procollagen-proline 4-dioxygenase activity; iron ion binding; L-ascorbic acid binding. Lineage: Eukaryota; Viridiplantae; Streptophyta; Magnoliopsida; Brassicales; Cleomaceae. Gene Ontology annotation, cellular component: endoplasmic reticulum. Bases 27 to 911 code for a protein of 294 amino acids. The transcript is spliced from 8 exons. The record is from RefSeq and is a predicted model, not a curated record. Gene Ontology annotation, biological process: peptidyl-proline hydroxylation to 4-hydroxy-L-proline.
AGAGGGAGGAAGGAGAAGAGACAACCAUGAAGAGCAAAUCGAAGAGCUACAAGAGGAGGAAGCUUGGGUUACCUACUGUUCUCGCCUUCUGUUCGUUCUGUUUCCUCGCCGGUUUCUAUGGAUCCACCCUUCUUUCUCAGAAAGUACCCGUUGUUAGACCGAAGUUGAGGAUGUUGGAAAUGGUGGACGGAGAAGAAGAUGAUGUCCCGAUGGCGCAUGGUGAAACUGGAGACGGAUCCGUCGGAUCGAUUCCGUAUCAGGUACUGAGUUGGAGACCAAGGGCUCUAUAUUUUCCGCACUUCGCCUCAUCUGAACAAUGCCAAAGAAUAAUUGAGAUGGCGAAGACUCGCCUCAAACCUUCUUCUUUGGCUCUCCGGAAAGGAGAAACUGUCGAGAACACUAAGGACACUAGAACGAGCUCAGGAACGUUCAUUGGUGCAUCUGAGGAUGAUACUGGGGUCUUGGAUUUUGUCGAGAGGAAAAUUGCAAGGGCUACAAUGAUUCCAAGGAGCCAUGGAGAGUCAUUCAAUGUUCUACGGUAUGAACUUGGCCAAAAGUAUGACUCACACUAUGAUGUAUUCAACCCAGCCGAGUACGGCCCACAAUCAAGCCAAAGGAUUGCUUCCUUCUUAUUGUACUUAUCUGAUGUAGAAGAAGGCGGUGAAACCAUGUUUCCAUUCGAGAGCACUUUUGAUUACCAGAAUGGUUCCAAUAUGCACAGCGGCUACGAUUACAAGAAAUGCAUUGGGCUUAAAGUAAAGCCCCGGAAAGGAGAUGGUCUUCUGUUUUACUCUGUCUUUACAAACGGAACUAUCGAUCAGACAUCGCUACACGGAAGCUGUCCGGUGAUCAGAGGAGAAAAAUGGGUGGCGACAAAGUGGAUCAGAGACCAAGAACAGCAAGAAGGCUGAUCUGAGUAUGCUCUUCUUGCCUCCAUUCCUAUGAUCUCACAGUUCUUGUCCUCUCUGUCUCUGUAUGAACAAAUCUUCUACCAUAGUUUCAAAAAAGAAAAAAGAACUGUGUUGUCACAAUUUCAGGAGGAGAGUUGAAGCAAGUAGACCACUUUUAUGCCAUUGAAAACUAAAAAGCAAAUGGAAAGCUCAGAUGGAGAGAGAGAGAGCAAGUACAAAACCACUGAUAUGGUUGGGAAAAAUUCAUGUUGAAUUAAAUACUUUCAACUGUUAUCAUAGGGAUGAAAAACUACGAGAUGAGAUUAUUGUUUGUGCUAUCCAAAUCACUCCCGUUUCGGAUUA